Messenger RNA from Orycteropus afer afer, 1011 nucleotides. Its product is annotated as melanoma-associated antigen B10-like. The record is from RefSeq and is a predicted model, not a curated record. Gene Ontology annotation, biological process: negative regulation of transcription by RNA polymerase II. The transcript has a single exon. The coding region runs from base 1 to 1011 and encodes 336 amino acids. Gene Ontology annotation, cellular component: nucleus. Lineage: Eukaryota; Metazoa; Chordata; Mammalia; Tubulidentata; Orycteropodidae.
AUGCCUCGCGGUCAUAAAAGUAAGCUCCGCGCCCAUGAGAAACGCCGCCAGGCCCGAGGUGACACCCAGGGUCUCAUGGGUGCUCAUGCCACUGCAGCAGAAGGGGAAGGGUCUCCUUCCUCCCCUUCUGCUCAGAGCUCACCUACUGCUGAGUCACACAGCACUCAGCAGGGGCUUCAUAAAGCCCUAUUCACCACCACAACUUCUGCAGGUGUCUCAUGCAAAAAAUCAGAUGAAGGUGCCAGCAAGAAAGAUGAAGAAAUUCCAAGCACCUCUCAGGCUUCCUCCACCACUGAGCGUUCACGCAGGACGCCUCUCGACCAGAAGGCAGUUUUGUUGGUUCAGUUCUUGCUGCACAAGUAUAACAUGAAAGAAACAACAACAAAGGAAGACAUGGUGAAGUUUGUCAUCAAAAAGCACAAGGAUUACUUCAAUGAGAUCCUCAGGAGAGCAUCUGAGCUCAUGGCGCUGGCCUUUGGUAUUGAUGUGAAGGAAGUCGACACUGACAGGCACUGCUAUGCCCUUGUCAGUAAAUUGCAACGCACCGCUGAUGGUGAGGAGAUGAUGCCCAAGACCGGCCUUCUGAUGACUGUCCUGUGUGUGAUAUUCAUGAAAGGCAACUGCGCCACUGAAGAAGAUAUCUGGGAAGUGCUUAAUGUGAUGGGGAUAUAUGCAGGACAGAAGCACUUCAUCUAUGGCGAGCCCAGGAAGCUCAUCACCAAAGAUUUGGUGCAGGAAAAGUACCUGGAGUACCGGCAGGUGCCCAACAGUGAUCCUCCACGCUAUGAAUUCCUGUGGGGUCCCAGAGCCUACAAUGAAACCAGCAAGAUGGAAGUCCUGGAGUUUUUGGCCAAGGUCCAUGAUACUGUGCCCAGUGCCUUCCCAUCCUGGUAUGAAGAAGCUUUGAGAGAUGAAGAAGAGAGAGCUCGAGCCAGAUUUGCAGCUCUGGCUCGUACUAAUGCUAUAGCCAGUGUGCGUCCCAGUAUUUCCAACAGCUACUUCCACCUCUAG